This is a messenger RNA of Saccoglossus kowalevskii, 2996 nucleotides long. RefSeq names its product Ryk-like tyrosine kinase. Gene Ontology annotation, cellular component: signaling receptor complex; plasma membrane. Gene Ontology annotation, biological process: positive regulation of kinase activity; positive regulation of phosphatidylinositol 3-kinase/protein kinase B signal transduction; multicellular organism development. NCBI's taxonomy places the organism in Eukaryota, Metazoa, Hemichordata, Enteropneusta, Harrimaniidae. The record is from RefSeq and is marked provisional. Gene Ontology annotation, molecular function: protein tyrosine kinase activity; ATP binding.
UCACAAGACGGGGAGGUACCUCGAAUAGAAACAGUUUUUCAGAUUGUCCUGUUCUGUACAGGUUUAGCAGAAGCGGAAGUUGGAUUAUUUUUUCAGUUUAACCUAACCCUACAUUCAUACUCGGCAAAAAAUAUUACAACACUUAAUUUUAAAAGGAGAAAAAUGUGUCCUAUAGAUGAAAAAUACAAAGGGAGAGAACAACUUGUUACUGAUACGACAACUAAAGGGGAGAUAAUCCUAUCAAACUCAUCUGUAGCUAUUUCAAAUCAACUCCAUCCCAGGGCAGUGACCUCUACUAGCGUGUUCUACAUAGCUGUUGGUGUAGUCUGCGGAGUUAUUUUCUUGAUUGCCAUGAUUGUGGCUUUUGUACACGUCCAAUCAAUGAAGCCAUCAGACAGAGUCAGUGAAAAUGGUAGUUCUGUGCAUUUGCCACACCAUCCAGUAAACCCAUACAACAAAGUCGAUAACAAAACAAAUAAUCUCAAUGGCCGAGUUUAUAAUGAUAUGAAUAGAUUUUACCCAGCAAAGGAAUUAACAACAGAUGAAUUCAAGACAAAGCUUAAAAACAUUGCCAUUGAACGAAGUCAAAUUACACUUGGAGACAUUUUACAAGAAGGAACAUUUGGUCGUAUUUAUCAUGGUUAUGUUGUUACAUCCACCAAAGACAGUGAAUCACAGCAUGAAGAAGAAAUAGAAGUAUUUAUUAAAACAGUUACAGAUCAAGCUUCUGAAGAGCAAAGAUCAUUGUUAAUCAAAGAGAGCUGCAUGUUACAUGAAUUAAAUCACCGAAGCAUAUUACCUAUCAUGUAUGUUUGUUUGGAAGAUGAAAAACAGCCAUUGAUCUUACUAGCCCACAUGCAGUAUGGAAACUUGAAACAUUUUUUGAAAAAUGGUCGAAUAUCUGAUGCACAUCAGGGUCUUUCAACUCGAGAUUUAGUAUACAUGGGUAUUCAGAUAACGCGAGGUAUGCAAUAUCUCGGCAAACAGAAAAUCGUCCACAGAGAUCUUGCUACGCGGAACUGUGUAAUUGACGAAGACUAUAAUGUGAAGAUAACAGACAAUGCGCUAGCAAGGGAUUUAUUUCCACAAGAUUAUACAUGUCUCGGUGAUAAUGAAAACAGACCCGUUAAAUGGUUAGCUAUAGAGAGUCUUAUAGAAAAGAAGUACCUGCCAACGAGUGACGUGUGGUCAUUUGGAGUUACAUUGUGGGAACUGAUGACCCUUGGACAGACACCGUAUGCUGACGUUGACCCAUUUGAAAUGGCCGCCUAUCUCAAGAAUGGUUACAGAAUGGCACAGCCUGCAAACUGUCCAGAUGAGCUGUUUUCGGUGAUGGCCUGCUGCUGGGCCCUCUCGCCAGGCGAUCGACCAACAUUUGCCCACCUUCUCUCAAUUUUAAUGGAUUUUCAUCGAGCUCUGGGGAUAUAUAUCUAAUCAGAAAUCUUUCUAAGCAUCCGGGACGCAGAGCAUUUUCACGUUUUUACUCGGAUAUCUAUGGUUUGCAUCAAGUCCAGUGGAGCCAUCAGUUAUCCUGUUUGAUUCAGGAUUUUGCUACUUGUGGACUGCAAGCGGAAACUGACAUUGGAUUGAUUAUGCAAACAAAUCUGCUUUCACUGCUUUCACGGUUACAGUGUCUUCAGCCAUAUUGACUGACUUUUUCUUUGUUUACAUGGAAGUUCACUGUUUGUACAGUAUUUAUACCAGACAAUUUGUGCUACAUUGUGACAUACAUGUUUGCACUUAGUUUUUAAAAUCCUGGGGUCACUGACCUCAUUGACUGCAGGGCAUGAUGGGAAAUAUUAAUUAUCAUGCAGAGGAUGUGUGAUACAUCAUGGCACUGGUAAUAAAAGAACCCGAUCUGUAAUACCAAAGGGAACUCUGCAACCAUGUUGAACUAAUUUGCACUGCAGUAGCUAUACAGAUGUAAAAGAUAACACUAGCCAAGAUCUUGGAGAUUAUCCACAUUGUGCGUGCUUGUUUUUAUGUACAUGUAAAUAUCUAUAUAUAUUUUGAGAAAAAAAAAACUUGUGCCAAAAUGUCAUUUAAAAAAAAAAAGAUUCUUUACCAAUACAUUUCUUGCAUGUAGUGUAUGUACAUCAUUGCUCACUUUCAUGGAUGUGUGUUCAAAUUAAUUUUAUUUUGUAAUAUUUUGUACGGUUUAACAAGGUAUUUCAAAGUUAUACAGUGCUCUGACUACUGCCUUUAGUUUGAUAAAUAUUCACUUGUAGUGGCCAAUAAACUUUACCUAAAAUAUUUGAGCUCAAAUUGUUCAAAUGAUCAAGAAUAUUUGAAUAUGUAUUGAUUUACAGUCAUAUUGUUCUCUUAUACUUUUUUUAAUAACUUCGCAAUUUUUUGGCAUAUAAUGAACUAGCCAUUUCCUGUUUUGAUCAAAUUUGUGUAGCUGUAUUUAAUGUUUCUCAUUUUCUACCUUCUCUUCAUGUUACCAUGGCAACCACAAGCUGAUUCAGGGUAUCUUUUUAUUUACAUACUGUGAUGUUUUUUUUGCAUGUAUUUAUUUUAGUUUUAUUUAUUAUUAUUAUUUUAUAAUAGUUGUUUGAAUAGUACUGAUCUGAAAAUGCAGUAUCAUUCACAACAAACUUUUGUUUCCCAUGCUGUAUAAGGUGAAGUAUGGUAGUUCCCACCAAUUGUUAUUUCCCUGGUUACGUAUUUCCUAAAUCAAAUCAAGACACAAAGAGCGCCCUCUUGAGUUGAUUUAUUUAUUACAUACAAAAAUUAUGGGGGCGCUCUUUCAUUUUUUCUGCUCUGUAAUAAAUUUUGGCAUUGAAGCGGAGGACGUCCAAAUAGAGCUCAGAGUUUUAAAUAUAUUUCAAUGCUUUUUCUAUUACUCACUUCUGAACCAGUGAAUGUCAGAUUUUUAUCUUUCUUAAACUUUCUCUAAAAAUCACAUUUAUUUAAAUGUUGUGUACAUAUAGUUUUUAUCCAGACUUUGUUAUUUACUGUAUGAAGUAAAUAUAAAUAUCACGUUUCUUGUUGUA